Molecule: messenger RNA, 519 nt
Organism: Necator americanus (New World hookworm)
Lineage: Eukaryota; Metazoa; Nematoda; Chromadorea; Rhabditida; Ancylostomatidae
Exons: 1
Coding region: 1-519 (172 amino acids)
Source: RefSeq, a predicted model, not a curated record
AUGAAUGACGGUACACUCGUCAUUCGUGGAGAGGUUCCGUCGCGAAAUGUAGGCGGUGUUGGUUUUGUUGUGCACCCAUCUGUCGUCCAUCUCGUCGAUUCUCACGAGAUCCUGUCACCUCGUGCCUGGCCAUUCUUCGCCUCCGCCCUCUGCGCCCUCAGUAUCAUCAACUGUUACUCACCAACAUCAGCAGCUGAUCAAUCCCAAUUGGACGCGUUUUACGAGGAGCUGGAGGAUGCAAUCCGAAAAGAGAAGUCCUUCUACAAAUUCGCUGUCGGAGACUUCGACGCAAAACUAAGAAAGGCUACAGGAGAGGAAUACAGGAUUGGAAGAUUUGGACUAGGAGACCGGUAUGAAAAUGGCAAUCGUCUCGCCGGGCUGUUGCCCGCCGCUCGCCUCUUUCAUGGAAACUCUCUUUUCAUAAAAAAAAAGAUCAUCGUCGGUGGACAUGGGAAUCGCCCAAUGGCGCGACUCUUGCGGAGACCACAUACUCACCAACCGGAGGUGGUGUCUACUUGA